This is a messenger RNA of Carassius auratus (goldfish), 2099 nucleotides long. It is a transcript of the gene pcgf5a, whose product is annotated as polycomb group ring finger 5a. The record is from RefSeq and is a predicted model, not a curated record. Bases 488 to 1195 code for a protein of 235 amino acids. Lineage: Eukaryota; Metazoa; Chordata; Actinopteri; Cypriniformes; Cyprinidae. The transcript has 9 exons.
CCAAUUCCAUCUCUCUGUGGCCCGUUGACUUUCAGAGAUUCACUUAAUCAUGUUAAAAAUUAAGAUGGUGAGAAACUGUUCCACACUGCUCUCUCCCUCCGCUGGUAUCAAUCCACAGCAGCGCGUAAACAAGCGCGUGAGUCCCCCGCCCCUUCUCUGCGCGAGCUGCUGCCAGUUCCGUGUCGGCCGCGAGUUUACUAGCCACGUACUGCCUGCACGCGCUCAAUCCGCCGUCGGGCUGCAACGAUCUGACUCUCUCUGGCUUUUGGAAACCCCUUUUUCCAGUCUCCAUUAACGGCCCAGCACAAAACGAGGCGAGGCGAUUAGUAACGGGUGACUCUAUCAACAAUAAUGUCUUCAGAUCGGAGUUACAGCUGCCUCAAAACCGAGGCGAUGACAAAAUCACAUUGGCAACCCUGUGCUGGUGCACAUGAAGAGCUGUGACUCUAGCUUGCGAUCUCCUGACCUCUGUGACCUUUGAGUCAAGAUGGCGACCCACCGAAAGCACCUGGUCCGAGAAUUCAACCGAUACAUCACCUGCUCAAUUUGCCGUGGGUACCUGAUAAAGCCCACUGCUGUCACAGAAUGCCUGCACACUUUUUGUAAGAGUUGUAUCGUUCAGCACUUUGAGGAGAGUAAUGAGUGUCCGGAAUGUGGGAUACAAGUCCAUGAAACCAACCCUUUAGAGAUGCUGAGGCUAGAUAAGACCCUGGAGGAGAUCAUCUUCAAGUUGGUGCCUGGACUAAGAGAGAAGGAGGAACAACAGGAAAGUGAUUUCUGGAGAAAAAAUAAGAUCAAAUCAAAUGGAGAAGAUGGCCCUAGGGCUAAGAAAGCUCGCCUGAGUGAUGAAGAGGACGAUGAUGGGAAAGGUGGAGACUAUCACAGGAGUGAUCCUCAGAUCGCUAUUUGUCUGGACUGUCUACGAAACAAUGGCCAAUCAGGAGAAAGCAUAGUUAAGGGUUUAAUGAAGAAAUUCAUCCGUUGCUCCACCCGUGUUACGGUGGGAACCAUUAAGAAGUUCCUUUGUGUAAAACUGAAGCUGCCAAGCUCUUAUGAGCUCGAUGUUUUGUGUAAUGGAGAGAUCAUGGGCAAAGACCACACCCUGGAAUUCAUCUACCGCACUCGCUGGAGACUUCAGGGUGACAGCGCUUAUCCUAUGGUUCUCGAGUACCGUCCAAGGAUCGACUUUGGUUAAACAGCACUUACAGCUUUGCGGAAAUCUCAUGCAGACUGAUGUCAAGAGAUGAACAAAAAGCAGAAAAACUGAAUGAUUGUGCCUCCGUUGAAAGACAACAACACAAAGCCCCAUGACUGACAGGACUGCUCUCCUCUUCCUGUGCACUGCUUCAGCCUCUACUCCUCCAUUCCUCCCUCCUUCAUGUUCCUGUUUGACAGUUGUGGCUCCGCCCACUGGCACUGUAUCAAGUUUGAUGAUUAUAUUCUUCCAAAGCUUUCACUGCAUGUUGUCUCUAUGACGACGCCUUAGCGUAGAGCGGCCCAUUGGGAUUAUCUGAUAGCAAUCUAGCACAGACAGUAAGCAAAAACUGCGCCCGGCCAGGUGACAGGAGUGAGGGGAAAUGGAGACAUUUUUAAGAAGAAGUCUCUCUAGAUUUUAGAUCAUUUUAUUAGGUGUUUUUAUCUAAGAUUUUGCACUAGAGGCAAAUCCAAAUGUCUCACUGUACUAUUGCUUUUCUGUGUUUUUCACUUAGACUCUCUCUCUCUCUCUCUCUUUUCUUUUAGUUACUUUUCUCUCUUGCUCUCACCGCCCACAUUGUCCCUCAUAAAUUCAGCGACUCUUUUUCAUGUCAUCAUUCUCUCUCCCUUUCAUUCGCUCACACAAACUCGCUCUCUCUUUCCAUCUUCCCUCACACUCUCUCAUUUUUCUCCAAUGGUGUUUUUGGCUCUGGUCUGAAGUAUUGAUGGAUCUCAUUCAGUUGGAAUUGAAUGAGAGCGCUGUAGAUGUCCCAAAAUAACAGCACUGAAAGGCACUCUGGGUAAGCGUUUUUCUUUCACAUCGAGCUAAGGCCAAAUCUUAUAUUCGUCCAAACCAGAUCAUUAUCUUAAUAGAAUUGAUCUAACAUUAACUGACGCCAGAUAUG